Molecule: messenger RNA, 2502 nt
Organism: Oryza sativa Japonica Group (Japanese rice)
Lineage: Eukaryota; Viridiplantae; Streptophyta; Magnoliopsida; Poales; Poaceae
Molecular function (GO): RNA binding
Source: RefSeq, a predicted model, not a curated record
CCAUUCCAAAAUAAGCUAAUAGGUUUUGGGAUAGGGAGUAUGUUUCUUUAUACCUACUCGAUGGAUGAGUAAGGAGAGUACCCCCGUACCCGCCUUUUCCUCCCGCCUCCUCUCCUCUUCCUCUUCCUCUUCCUCUCUCUCGUUGAUUUCUUUUCCCUUUGCCAGCUUUCGCUUUUCUUUCCUCCUCCUCCUUUCGGCCUCUCCUCUCCUUCCUCUUUUGCUUCUUCUUCUUCUCUCUCUCUACAACUCAAGCUAAUAGGUGUAGUACUAGCAAAGGCCAGCAUCCAUAUCGAGGCUAUCUAGGGUUGGUGCUAGCUACCUAGCUAGGUUGGACCCUUCUCUUCAUCCUCCCUUGCAUAUCAAGCCUCGAUAGAUAUAGCCAUCAGCCCCCCUCUCGAUCGCCCUUGCCUUUUGAGAUCGAUCACCAGGUUACUGUAGAAGUACAGAUCGGAGCGAGCGAUCGAUCGAGGAAGAAGAAGAGGUAGAGGUUGUAGAUGGCUGUGUCGGCUGGCGGCGGCGGCGGCGCGGCGGGGCAGUUCGGCGACACGACGCUGACGAAGGUGUUCGUGGGGGGACUCGCGUGGGAGACGCAGAAGGAGGGGAUGCGGGGAUACUUCGAGCAGUUCGGCGAUAUCCUCGAGGCCGUCGUCAUCACCGACAAGAACACCGGCAGAUCCAAGGGCUACGGAUUUGUUACAUUCCGCGAGCCGGAGGCUGCUAUGAAAGCUUGCUUUGAUCCGUACCCGGUGAUCGAUGGGAGGAGGGCCAACUGCAAUCUUGCAUAUCUUGGGGUCCAGAGAUCCAAGGCAGCUGCAGCGUCUCUGCAACCUUAUGCUGGGCAUAUGAGGGCAAUGAAGUCCAUUAUCCAGACAGGCGGUGGUGGUGCCAGCUUGAGCAUGGCAGAUCAUGGCAUCCAGCAGGGGAUCCCGACCUACAAUGUGUAUGGGUACUCACCUUAUUUCUCGGAUUACGGCUAUCCGCUGAGCUACUAUCAAGCGUACGGUGGGCUUGGAGCCCAGUACCAGAUGUUCGCUGGUGGCGCCGCCGCCGGGGCGGCGGGGCUAACAAUGGCGAAUCCUACCGGCGGCGGUCUCUACUCGCCGUACUUCCAGUACGGCCCAGCGGUGGCGGCGAACGCGGCUGCUGCCGGGUACGCCGGCAUGCAGUACCCUCAGAUGUACCAGUACGCGGCGGCGGCGGCGGCUGUCGGAGCCCCGACGGCGGCGACGACGGCCAGCCAGCUGACCGCCGUGGCCGGGCUCCAGCAGUACGCUGGCACUGUGGCUCUUGCUCCUAACUCUACCGGCCAAGCAGCAGGCAUGACAAUGUCUCUGACAGCUCCAACUCUGCCGGCACCAUCACCACAGUAUCAGUACAGGCUCAUUUCUUCUCAUGUCGCUGCAGCUCCAGAGAAACCAUUGGCCUAGAAAACCACGGCUGCCUUAAGUCUGCAUCCAUCUAAAUACAGUAUCUUCUUCCUCCACACACAUGUGUCAGUCAUAUCUCAUAUGCAUAUCAUCUGUCCUAGCUCUCAUGAGUAUACUUACUCAGCUCACAUAUUUACUAAUUACACUCACGCGGUCACGCCAAAUGUACCCACUUAUGGGUUGAGUGGUGUAUUUGGCAUGCUAACAAAGGACUGUGGUAAGUCCAAUUUUGCAUUGUGUAGUCUGGUCUAGCAAUUAAGGUCUUCUUAAUUCUCCUUUAAGGUGAACGUUGCAUUAAUUUUUUACAAGAAAUUCUCUCAUCCAAUGUGUCGUCAGUCUAGUACACGAGUAAAUUAACCAUCCUGCAUGUAUAGGUCACAGGUUAGCAUCUUCAGUUAAUCAGUGUGUUCAUGUUAACUUAGCUUCUAGGAAAAGUUUUGUUGUGCCUUGUACCUCUUAAGGAAGAGAGUGCAGGGGAAAUAAUAUGUGGUAGAGUCGCUGCUGAUUUUUCAUAUGCAGCUUUAGUUCAAGAUGUCUCCACAGAAGCUUGUGGGGGCUACUGAAAGAGUUCAAUUAAUUGUGUAUUAAUUUGUAGUACGUAGUCACAUAUUUCAUUUUCACCUAUACAUCUUCAUUUCUUUUUUUCUUGUACACUAACUAGGUCAGGGUCCCUUUCGAUCCAUUCUCUAUUCGAUCUGGUCCUUCAUUUCUGGUUUUCUUCCAUCUCACUCGUUAUGUAUCACCAUCCACCCUUUCACCCAUAAUUAAGGCAGCAAUGCAUUAUAUAUAUGCAUAAUUAAGGUCAAGCAGGCCCAAGAAAUCAGAUGAAAAAUUGAUGGAAGCCAUUACCAGACAUAUUAUUACUCUGGAGUUCUCCAAAUCUCCAAUUAGUAUAACGACUUGUAUGGAUUAUUAUAUGUAGCUUCCUUUUGAGAAGCUAAAUGUACCACGUACGCUUAUCUUUCAGUACAUUUACAUGAACUCUGCUAAAUGGCAAACUUCUACAUAUGCAGAUCGCUGCAUACCUAUAUCCUGCAUGUUUAGCUUUUCAUGCACUCAAGCUUGUCUGCCUCAA